This is a messenger RNA of Acanthopagrus latus (yellowfin seabream), 2115 nucleotides long. It is a transcript of the gene sprn, whose product is annotated as shadow of prion protein. Bases 93 to 587 code for a protein of 164 amino acids. Gene Ontology annotation, cellular component: membrane. The record is from RefSeq and is a predicted model, not a curated record. Lineage: Eukaryota; Metazoa; Chordata; Actinopteri; Spariformes; Sparidae. The transcript is spliced from 2 exons.
UGAGCGCGCCGCGCGUUCUCGCGGUCUUCUGCGUGAACGAGCCUGCAUUGUCCGUGACAACUGGCUCUCAUCUCCUCCGAGUGCCAAAACAAAUGCGGGGAUACACACACGGGAACAAGAUGUCAGGGAUGAAUCGGGUGCUUGCAGCGUGCUGGACUUGCCUCCUGCUCUCUGCUUUCCUGUGCGAGCCCGUUCUGUCCAAGGGCGGUCGUGGAGGCUCCCGGGGCUCCUCCAGGGGGUCCCCCUCCCGCAGCUCCACGGCGGGGAACUACAGAGGGGCAGGCACAUACGGUGGGACCCGCUCCCGCUUCAGGGCGGCAGGGCGGUCGUCCCCUGUGAGGGUGGCGGCGGCAGCAGCAGCGGGGGCGGCGGUGGCGUUAACAGCGGAUAAAUGGUACGCCUCUGCCUACCGCCGCAGCAACGCAGACAACUCAGAGGAAGAGCUGGAUUACUACAACAGGACCAAUUACUUUGAUGCACUCAUGUCAGGCUCACCUCAAAGGGGAUUUUCUCUCCCUCAGAUGGUUUCUAUCAUUGUUGCGACAUUUUCCCCCAAAUAUGGACUCUUACUGGACAGUAUACUGUAGGAGGUGUUCACGGUCAUUUUUAGGAUGAAUUCAUGAUUCAGUCUAGGGCUGAGCUUCUGCAUUGGAUCUGAUUAAAAUGUGCAGGACUGGCUGGAACCUGCACUGUGAGGACCAGUUAGAGGUGCAACACAGGGGUGGAAAUAGUGUUGUGACCGAGGAUUAUUUUCACUGUUGAUUAAUCUGUUGAUCAUUUUCUCAAUUCACUGAUCAGCUGUUAAGUCUCUAAAAUGUCAGAAAAUGGUGAAAAAUGUUGAUCAAGUCCAAGAUGACACCUUCAGGUUUCUCAUCUUGUUCACAACCCAAAGCUCUUCAGUUUACUGUCAUUAACAGGUGAAGAAACCAGAGAAUGUUCAUGUUCAGAAAGCUGGAAUCAGAGAAUUUAGCCUUCUUUAUCUAAAAGAAUGACUUGAAACGAUUAAUCAAUAAUGAAAAUAGUUGGAAUUUAAUUUAAUAGUUGACAGCUGAUCGAUUAAUCAUUGCAGCUCUAGGUGGAAAGUGACAACUGUUAUAAAAAAAAACAUCACUGUACUGUAUGUUUUUACGCAUAUAAUCUUCUAUACCAAUGGACAAAUGUACAUAACCAGCACAGUAUUCAGUGUGACAUUUCACCUCUCAGAGAGUGCUUUUCAUCAAAGACAAAACUCAAGAAGAACCAGAGUUAGUUUCCUUCCUUAAAGCCUGAAUCCCGUAUCUUAAAUGAAGAAAAUUAUGUGUCGGAAAAAUUUCACCAGCCCUUCAGGACGAAAUCAAACCACUGGCUGCCAAUCGUAACUGCACUGCCAAACUCAGUUGUCUCUCAAAAAUCUAUAUUUUCAUAACGUGCACCACAAACGUGAGGUGAAUGAUCAGUGCUACUGCUCAGCACAACUGAGGUCAACUGUUUGUAUUAAAUUAUUGUGUUUUCGCUUCUUGACGGUAAAAGCACGCGGCUGGCACCAGCAUUAUUCUGAACCUGAGUUGAAAACUGCCAAGUCACUUGAAAAAAAAAAACAGGGAAAAAAAAAGAAAUCCAUUAGACUUUUUGCUUUUAGAAAGGAAAAUAAGCCGUUCUUGUUUUAUACUCCAUCCUUUCAGUGUGACCUUAUUUCAGACUUGAUUUAAAGAUUCUGCUCAGUGAUCCGAAUGAUUUUAACGCCGGCUGUGAAAACGAUUUUCUACAAAAAGACGGUGCAAAUGAGAGUAUUUGUUUAUUGCUCAAGCUAAACUGCAUUUCCAACGAUCAUCUCAAAAUUGUCUGUGCAAUUUUAUAAACUUGACAUGUGUGAAAUGUGAUUCUCAGACCUGUGUUAUGGGAGGGACACUCGAAAACAAACUGCUGCUCUCACUGUUAUUCAUGUCUGUGAAGGUUUUAAGGGUCUGCCUGCCAUCCUAGAAAAGCUUUUUACCUGCAGUAGACACUCAGGAGCAACAGACUGUUCCAUAUUUAUAAGUGCACUCUAUUAUAUACUACACCACUUAUGUACAUAUGAAAUUAAGAGUUUGUGGUCAAUGUCUUUAUGCUAAUAAAUAUCCUGUUUACACCCUGCCA